This is a messenger RNA of Aspergillus melleus, 750 nucleotides long. Its product is annotated as cupin domain-containing protein. Lineage: Eukaryota; Fungi; Ascomycota; Eurotiomycetes; Eurotiales; Aspergillaceae. The transcript has a single exon. The record is from RefSeq and is a predicted model, not a curated record. The coding region runs from base 1 to 750 and encodes 249 amino acids.
AUGAUGACUAAUCAUCAAAGGAAACCCCUCUCUCUAUGCCAACUCACCCCGCAUGUGACGUGGGAGACAAACAAAAAAGACCUUUGUCCAACUUCGCCUCUACAACAUCAAUUCCAUCCCUCAAAGCACGCCUCCGUCUCUAUCGCUCCCUCGACCAUAACCUCCAACAAAAUGGCUGAAAACAAAACCAAAUACCCCAUAGAACCCGGUCAACCCUCCCCCCUCCCCAACUUCACCCGCUACAUCACAACCCACAACCCCUCCGGCGAAGCAACCAUCCACUCCGAAUCUCCUGCCUCAUGGGUCUCCCUCCGUGAAAAGACCAUCGGAUUCAGCGUCGCAUACACGACCUCCGAGUUCCCUGCGAACCUAAACAGCGAUGCCGAUCUCGUCAAAAACCAACAGGUCAUGGACUCGGGGUCUCUAGGACUUGUCAGCCCGGGCGGAACAGUCUGUCGCGUGGUGGACUUUGCGCCUGCAAGUCCCGGCGUGAUGCAUCGGACACAGAGUCUUGAUUAUGGAAUUGUACUGGAGGGUGAGAUCGAGAUGUUCUUGGAUUCUGGGGAUAGGAGGUUGUUGAAGAAAGGGGAUAUUGCGGUGCAGAGGGCCACGAUGCAUGAGUGGCGGAAUCCGAGCAAGACGGAGUGGACAAGGAUGGUGUUUUUCUUGCAGGAGUGCCAGCCUGUGGUGGUUGGGGAUAAGCAGUUGAAGGAGGAUUUGAAUGGGAAUGAUGAUUUGAACGCGAAGUAG